Somion occarium is the source of this 517-nucleotide messenger RNA. NCBI's taxonomy places the organism in Eukaryota, Fungi, Basidiomycota, Agaricomycetes, Polyporales, Cerrenaceae. The record is from the annotation of a GenBank genome assembly.
AAGCGCCCAUCAAGUGCUGCUCGCCAAAAGCGGAAAUUUUGCUUCCGUCAAUUAGUUCGCCUGCUUCGAGUCAACAAGCAUAAGGUUCGAUUCGAGGAAGGUCUUUCAUGGAGUCCCAUCCUUCGUACAAAGCCCUAGAACCCUUACUCAAAACCUACCCUCACGCUGCGGGUGCUCUUUUUCAAACAUACAAUGACCUGAGCCUAGCGCAACAAUGGAACGACCUGGAGGUUAUGGACGUACCGGAAUGCUCUAGGGGUGCAUUCCGAGGGCGUCGACCAAAAACCGAUGAUCUAUUAUACGUGAUUCCUUGUUCACUUUCCGAGUCACUAUCUAUGUCCUGGUUCCACCAAGCAUUCGAACGGCUUGGGAAGCCGCCUCACAUCUAUUUAGCAAUCAAUACCGAAGAUUCUUCUAUAGUUUAUUACAAGUUGAGCCCUGGGAUCGUAAAACCACCGGUGUAGAAUAUCUUCGGGCUUCGAGAAUCAUGCGGAAUUGGACGUACUAACACCGCCCC